This is a messenger RNA of Panicum hallii, 948 nucleotides long. RefSeq lists its product as uncharacterized. The coding region runs from base 146 to 784 and encodes 212 amino acids. The record is from RefSeq and is a predicted model, not a curated record. The transcript has a single exon. NCBI's taxonomy places the organism in Eukaryota, Viridiplantae, Streptophyta, Magnoliopsida, Poales, Poaceae.
CUCCCCGUCUCUGCACCACUCAUCUCAUCUCGGCAUCUCGCCAACUCUCAAAACCAACCAAAACCACCUGAGCAAAGGCAGCACCGCAGGCAACGAAGCAACAUUUCUCCGAUCGGCCUCGGGGAUUUCCGGUAGCGAGAGCGCAAUGGCGGCGGGGAAGGCGGCAGCGGUGAAGAAGCCGUCGUUCGGGACGCGGGCGUGGCGGCUGCUGCGGCUGGCGGUGCUCUGGGCGCGCCGGGGCGGCGCCGCGCACAGCCUGCGGCUGCUCCGCACGCUGCGGCGCCACGGGCACGGCCUCGGCGGCGGGGCGCGCGGCGACCGCCUCCGGCACGGCGAGCGCGAGUUCUCCAUCGACGAGACGCCGGCGUUCCGGUUCCGCACCCCGUCGGCCCGCGUGCUCCGCCUCAUCCCCUGCAUCGCGCCCGCGGUGCCGGACACCCCGGGGCUCUACGGCGACGACCGCUACUUCUUCCGCGACGCCGCGGCGCGCGCGCUGGAGGAUGGCGCCGCGUACGGCUACGGCGGCCCGGAGAGCGAGCGGGGAGACGGCGAGGAGGAGGAGGAGGAGCUGAGCUGCUACUGCGACGAAGGCGGCGACGAGGAGGAGGAGCUGCUGGAGCGCGCGGUCGCCGAGUCGUGCCGCGCGAGCACGGCCGCGGAGGGCGACGCCGGGGUGGACGUGAAGGCGGACGAGUUCAUCGCCAGGUUCUACGCGCAGAUGAAGCUGCAGCGCCAGAUCUCGUGGCUCCAGUACAACGAGAUGAUGCAGAGGAGCGUCAGCUAGAUCGAAUCCUCUGCUCAUCCUGGAUCACUACUGUAGCAGCAGCAGAGUUUGAGCUUUUUGUUCAUCCAGAACAAACAUAUACAUGCACAGCACCUGUAUACAGAACUACAUAAAUUUUUUUACUACAUAUACAGAAUACAAUUUUUCUCCAUUGAAUGUUUGAA